Ambispora leptoticha is the source of this 1104-nucleotide messenger RNA. The record is from the annotation of a GenBank genome assembly. Lineage: Eukaryota; Fungi; Glomeromycota; Glomeromycetes; Archaeosporales; Ambisporaceae.
UCGCCAAAAACAACACGCGUUUCUUCAAACUCCCUUCAAAGAAAUUUUCCGCUUUUAUUGGAGUAUGUACAGUAAUAGGAGUACUUUUAUAUCGUGAUAACUAUUUAUCGAGCUGUGGUAAAACUCGAGUUCAAGAUAAAGUUGCACAUAUAGCAAGACAGCCAUUAGCUGUAAACGAGUUACCACGUAAAGUGACUGUGUAUCUGGCACCGCCUGGUGGGGAUGGAAUACAUAAGACGAGAAUACAUUUUCGUGAAUAUGUCAAGCCAGUAUUGAUUGCGGCUGCUUUGGAUUAUGAUGUGGUCGAAGGAACGAGACCAGGUCAACUAAGAUCAUUAGUACGCGACUCUAUAAUAAAACAGCGAAAAUUGAAAGCAGCAGAAGCAACAGCUACAUCAGAAACGGCAACAUCUUUAUCAUUAUCAGAUUCCAAAGUCACAUCAUCUUCAUCGUCAAUAAGUACUGAUGAAGUACAGGAAAAUAAUGGCGGCGGAGAAGGAGGUGACGUAAUUGUUAUUGGACGCACCAGUUAUAUGUACAAAAAAAGAAUGACUCAAAAAAAAUAUGAACGAAUUGGUUACAUACACUUUUACAAUCGCAUCGGAUGGAUGAAUAUACCAUUACGAAUAUAUCACGCAUUUAAUUCUCACAAAAAUUUUGAACUUGCUGGCGAAGAAACCGUCAAAGUUGCGCUGGGCAACGCGCGAGAAUUCUCAAAUGCCGAUUUGGAAAUCGGAAAAGACGAGGAGAAAUUUUUCAAGGGAGUGUCGAUUGAUGAACCUGUGCUUGAUGAAAAGAUUGCUGGACGGUCUUUAGAAAAACCGCCUCCAAUGCCUCCAAGGCCGAGGUCGGCGCCUGGGAAAACUGAAAUUAUCAAAAAACAAAUAGAAAAUACCACAAACGAAUUAAACAAAACACUUAAAGAAUUGUCCGAGCGUGAACAUAAACUUGGAGAGCUCGAAGAAGCUACUGCUAUGCUUGUAGAAGAUGCACAUGCUUUCUCCACUACCGCUCAUCAAACUCAACGAAGAAUGUGGUGGAAGAGUGCAAAAAUGACUAUAAUUCUUACCAUAGUUGUUCUAUUGAUAUUAGCAGCGAUCAUUA